Macrosteles quadrilineatus (aster leafhopper) is the source of this 2341-nucleotide messenger RNA. RefSeq lists its product as uncharacterized. The transcript is spliced from 6 exons. Lineage: Eukaryota; Metazoa; Arthropoda; Insecta; Hemiptera; Cicadellidae. The record is from RefSeq and is a predicted model, not a curated record. Gene Ontology annotation, cellular component: trans-Golgi network. Bases 59 to 805 code for a protein of 248 amino acids.
UAUGUUUUUGUUUUUAUGUUAGUUCCAAUCCAAACUGUGUUUGUUGGGUCAAAAGGUUAUGUCGUGUGCAUUUUUUAUUUGUUUUGCCAUUUUAUGCUGCUUAUCACCUACACUUUCCUUGAAAAAUAAGGAUAAACCGUGCCAUCAAUAUGACCCAUGUAAAUGCAUUUUCCCUACUGGAAGAGGCAUAAAUUUGGCUCUAAUCAACAAGACUUUGAGUGUUGAAACAGAAACCAAUGUCAGUAUCUCAAUUCAUUUUUGUGGGGAUGUCUCCUUUGGGAAUAACAACGCCAGUCAGUGUUUCAACAAUGUCUCGAUUUGCUACAUGGACAAUAACCACAAUCAGAGCUUCAGUUUUGGGAAAUCUGCAGACUUGAAAUUUGUGUCAGAAAGUCAAUUUGAGCCUAUCCACAUACAGUUUAGUAACUCGUCAAACACAACAAGAAUCGCUUUGACUUGUGUUAAAGAAUUGGACAAUCCUCUUCUUAUUUUCAAGUCAAAGUCUAAAGAUGGCUCCUAUGAUCUGGAGCUGCAGUCCGCACACUCGUGUGUCCGACUGCUGUCCACUGAGGAGGGCCCCAGUGGAGGCCUCAGCAUGGGCUCAGUGCUGGUCAUCAUGCUGCUGGUGUUCACGCUUGUCUACUUCGGCGGAGGCAUGCUGACAUUACGCAUACUCCGUGGCGCCGAGGGCAAGGAGAUGAUACCAAACAUUGACUUCUGGACAGAUCUGCCGUAUCUAGUCAGGGAUGGUGUACUCUUCACUCUAAAUGGAUUCCGUCCACAAACGUCUUAUGAUAGAAUUUAAAAAUUGUGGUUUCAUGUGCCAAAGUUGCCUGUUGUAUUUUAUGUGAUAUUUUAUACCUAUGAAAAUAUUGUUUUAUUUUAGUCAUAUAUUAUUGUAGUAUGUUGUUCACAUUCACACUAAGUUAAAGAUGAAAACAGGGGAGAUAUUCCAAUGACAAUAGAAGUAUAAAAUGAUUGUAAAUAUAUUUAUGUCAUUUUGAUUAGCUCUUUUAUGUUAUUACUUUUACUAGCAUUGGUUGUAUUUUUGUAGCAAAGUUUUGCCAUGAGUAUACUCUUCACCUUUGUUUAGAAUUGCAUAAAAAACUAACAUAGGAUGAUAAACCUAAAAAUUGAACUAUAUUUGUCUUCCUAACUUAAAUGUAAAGUGAUAAAUUUGUGCCAUUAGUCUCGUAUGAGCACUAAGAUGGUAAUCUAAAUUUUACAUAUCAACAAAAAAUAUCACCGCUUGAUUAGCAGUAGAGGUAGAAGCCGUGAUUCUUCCUUGUAGUCUCAAUUCAAAAUAGAUGUUGUUAGUUAAUUUUUAUAAAUGUAUAUUUGUACAAGUCAUUAGGCAUUUAGGCACUAUUCUCGACUGGUGUAUUAGUAGGUUUAAUGUUGCAUUGCAUUGUGUUCACCUUCCAAAAAUUGGGUGUGGCUUAUUUUGUGGUUGGAAUGCUGACUUCUGUUCUAAAGACAGUUUUGAACCCCGCAAAUCACCAAUUGAUUUUAGCCAGUGCUGGCUUUACCACUUAGUCAAAGCAUGUUGCAGCUUAUUGUACAAAAACUUUUUUCAUAUUUAUAAUUUGUUGUGAUGUUCCCGGGAUUGUUAGAGAUGUUCACCGUGUUCACAGGAAAGUUCCACCAAUAAGGUGGGGCGUGCUUGAGUUGACUUGGCCUAGGGCCGCAAGUACCAUAAAUCUGGCACUGCGUUUAGCCAUCUAAUGUCAUUAAUUGGUGGUCCGGAGCCCAUCUUAAAGCCGUAGGUCCGCGUGGUAAGUAAAAAAGAACGGAUUACUUAUGCUGGAACAGAUUCUGUAUCCCCACAAAACACCAUGCAAUCGUUAUUUAAUCUUCCAAUAUGUCAAGAAGGGUAGCCAUAGCACUCAAACUAAUCUGCUGGAAUAUUUUAUUAAAAUAUAAAUAUGUUUAUUACAUUUACAUUAUAAAUUAGCUUUGGUUAGUACUGUCCGCGAGAGUAAAGAAGUCCCCUGAGCUCCGGCCUAUUUGUAGUUUGAAGGCGUUACGCUUGAACGUUUCGCGGGACAGUUAGAGCCGUCUUCACUCUUCACGCGGUAUGACGCGUUCAUAUAAGGUAACACACCAUCGACGUCUACACUUUGCCAACAUUUCUGGAAUGUUAAAUUAUUGCCCAUCCAAGUUUCGUCCAGAUAGAAAAUUUUCUUAUUUUGUUCCCUUAGCUUCCUCGUCUCUCGCAAAUAGCCUACUUAAACCUCCAAUUAAUAAUGUCAGGCCUUUCAAUCAAACAUUUUCUUUUGGAAUCGCAUUUCUUCCACUUUAACCCCAUAUCUUUGAAAAGACGCCGAAGUUCCCAUUCGUA